AUGACCAGGAGUUCUGGGCCUGACAACCUAGUCCCUUUUGAUCCAGAAAUCGAGAAAUCCGCCAAACGCAUUCGGAAGAAGAAGAAACAACAUAAGAAGAUGGAGGAACGUGCUUUAGCUGUCGAGAAUGACAAUGACACUUAUGGGGCAUACCUUCAGCCCAAGUACACUCAACAGCUCUCAUGCAUUCACCGGCCGGAUAUCGAUCGCAAUAAAUUUGAAUUCCAGCCGACAUUCAUCAGUAUGCUCAGCUCAUUGGCAUUUAGGGGCAGACCUAAUGAAGAUCCAAUCCCCCAUCUGACUCGAUUCAAACUGCUAUGCCAGUCUGUGAAGACGGUUCAAGGAGUCACCGAUGAGUCACUUAUGCUAAUGGCUUUUCCAUUCUCUCUAAUGGACGCUGCAUUAGAAUGGCUCUACACAUUGCCACCAGAUUCAAUCUUCUCCUGGGAUCAGAUGCAAGAGAACUACGUCGCCAACAAUCCGUACUCAAACACAUACAACCCAGGUUGGAGGAAUCACCCAAACUUCUUAUACAAGAACUCCUCCAACGCUCUAAAUGCACAGCACAACAAUUUCGGUGGUUCAUCUAUCCCGGGUUCCUCUCAAGGAAAUCAAUCUCAACCCCGAAAUGCCUAUCAGCAUCAGAAUCCAGCCCCUCAACACUACCGAGCUCCCCGUCAGCCUCAGCAAAACUUCGGCCUGACUCCAUCUCAAUCACAGAAGACCGACGCCCAUCUCAAGCUAGUCGAUAACCAGAUAGCGCAACUUGCUGCCUCUGUCCCUUCGCGACCUCAGGGAUCACUACCUGGGAACCCGGAAGCAAACCCCCGAGAGCACUGUAACGCCAUAUCCUUGCGCAGUGGCAAAGAGCUCGCUAACCCUGCCAUCACAUCUACGGAAAAAGGUCAGUGCUCUAACUCCGUCCCUAUACCUCUUCAUGACCCCAUAGUUGUUGAAAAAUCGACAGAGAUCUCGGGUGAUGAAGAACGCGACGUAUACAUUCCACCGCCACCACGUCCGCCUGCAGUUCCUUUCCCUCAACGACUCAUGAAAACUAAAGAGGACAACCAAUUUGCUAGAUUUGCUGACAUGGUGCGUAAGUUGGAAAUCACUAUGCCGUUCCACGAGGUUAUCACUCAGAUGCCAUCCUAUGCACACUUCCUGAAGGACAUUCUCACAAAGAAGCGCGUCAUCGAGAAGGAAACCAUCACGCUUAAUCCCGAGUGCAGCGCCAUUCUUCAACACGAUCUGCCACCGAAAAUGUCGGAUCCAGGUAGCUUCUCGAUUCCCUGCAAAUUGGGAAAUAUUUCUAUAGAUCGUGCUCUUUGUGAUUUAGGUGCCAGUGUAAGUCUCCUACCACUCUCCAUCUACAAGAAACUCAACGUUGGAGAACUCAAACCGACUCGCAUGGCUCUUCAACUAGCUGAUCGUUCUAUCAAAUACCCUCUGGGUAUUCUCGAGGACGUUCCGCUGAAAGUAGGCGAUUACUACGUACCGGUCGAUUUUGUUGUGCUUGACAUGGACGAAGACGCCAAAAUCUCGAUUAUUCUAGGGCGACCAUUCUUAAACACUGCAGAUGCCAUUGUCCACGGCUGCAGUAUCUCUACGGAGCCUCAAAUUCACGAAUACACAUCAUUCUUGGACGGUUUAGACGAAAUGCCAUGCAACACGGUCGUGUCGUCAUUCGACAUGGACCGUGUCGAUAUUCUGCUGCAAAACAUCGAACGAGACACGCCCGUGUUUGCCACAAGCUCAGUCCGUGUUUCAUGCAACACGGCCGUGUCGUCAUUCGACACGGACCAUGUCAAAUGUCUGAGAAAUUUUGCGAAACAAGACACGCCCGUGCAUCAUUCUGGACCAGCCCGUGCGCAACUCGACACGGGCGUGUCGAGUGUGAACUCAGACCGUGUCGAGUCUCGGAUUCAUCUCCAGUAUGCAUUUCUCGGUCUCGAUUCCACUUAUCCUGUUAUCGUCAAUGCUGCCUUGGAUGAUCUACAGCUCGAGCGUCUCCUCACCAUAUUGCGAGACUACCGGAAAGCUAUCGGAUAA
This is a messenger RNA of Tarenaya hassleriana, 2049 nucleotides long. RefSeq lists its product as uncharacterized. The transcript is spliced from 5 exons. The record is from RefSeq and is a predicted model, not a curated record. NCBI's taxonomy places the organism in Eukaryota, Viridiplantae, Streptophyta, Magnoliopsida, Brassicales, Cleomaceae. The coding region runs from base 1 to 2049 and encodes 682 amino acids.